AUGUCCGAUUUCACAUCCGCUGCGGGAGAUCCCGAAGGCAACGUUGUAUCUCAAGAGCCCUACCACCAUGGUAAGGAGGAAGCCACCAACGUGUUGGACGAGGAUGAAUAUCAGCAACCACCAUCCGGAGUACAGGAAUUGUUCUUCAUCAUGGUGCUUUGCUCCUCGCAGUUCUUCGUCCAGGGAGCGUUUGGGUACAUCCUAUUACCGCUCCAUAUUGUGGCCCGGACUUUCGGUCAAGAUCCUGACCAGCCGUCCACAGUGAUGGCAUGGCACGUCGCAGGAUACAGUCUUACUGUCGGUACUUUUAUCCUCAUUGCUGGAAAGUUAGGCGAUAGAUAUGGCUCGAGAAGUGCUCUUUUGCUCGGCUGGAUUUGGUUUGGGGUAUGGUCCGUCAUCGGAGGUUGCAGCGCUUGGACGAAGUCUGCCGCCUUUUUCGAUACAGCGCGAGCAUUUCAGGGGAUUGGGCCAGCUUUCAUUCUACCGAACGCCAUCGCUAUUGUCGGUCGUACUUAUCCACCUGGGAAGAAGAAGACCGUUAUUUUCUCCAUGUUUGCUCUCGCAGCGCCCUUGGGCUGUUCGGUUGCUGGCGCUAUUGGGUCCGCAUUUGCCCAGUACGUAUGGUGGCCAUGGACCAUGUGGACGUUCGCUCUCGGCUGCUUUAUCGUUGCAGUGACGGGUUACUUUGUGAUUCCAAAGGAAAUACACAAGAGUAAGCAAAAGUCGUUCGACUGGCUAGGGUCAGUUCUCGGGGUUACGGCGUUGUUGUUACUUAAUAUUUCCUGGAAUCAAGCACCCAUCGAUCGCUGGUCAACGCCAUAUGUUUAUAUUUUGUUGAUCCUUGGAUUCGUUUUUGUGGCCCUGUUUGUCUUCCAGGAACGCAGGGCCGAAAUUCCGCUCUUGGACAUGUCGAUUUUCAACCGCCAUGUGGCAGCAGUAUUGGUCACAACGGGGCUCGGUUGGAGCAGUUUUGGGGUCUGGUUUUACUAUCUGUUCCAGUUUAUCCAACGUUUCCGGGGAGUGUCUCCCCUCGAUUCGGCAGCUCAAUUCGCGCCAGGGGCUAUAUCAGGAAUCGUGGCCGCAAUCGCAACCCCGUACUUGAUGUGGACUAUGCCGACAGGCUGGCUCAUGGCUAUCGCUUGUUUUGCUUUUCUUGCAGGGGCCAUAUUACAGGCAACGGCGCCUGUACACCAGAGCUACUGGUUCAAUACGUUUUGGUCAUUUGUUGUCAUGGCAUGGGGAAUGGACAUUUCAUUCCCUGCGUCGGCAACGAUUUUAAGCAACACCGUUCGGGUAGAACACCAAGGAGUUUCGGCCUCGCUAGUCAACACAGUGAUAAAUUAUUCGAUCGCAAUCGGGCUCGGCAUUGCCGGCACCGUGGAGGCGCAGGUGAAUCCGGCCGGGAACCGAACUUUACAGGGGUAUAGGGCCGCCCUAUAUACCUCUGUGGGCCUUGCAGGUCUAGGUUUCGGGGUUGCAGUGGUGUAUGCAACUUGUUAG
This is a messenger RNA of Uncinocarpus reesii 1704, 1500 nucleotides long. RefSeq lists its product as uncharacterized. Bases 1 to 1500 code for a protein of 499 amino acids. The record is from RefSeq and is a predicted model, not a curated record. Gene Ontology annotation, molecular function: transmembrane transporter activity. Gene Ontology annotation, cellular component: membrane. Lineage: Eukaryota; Fungi; Ascomycota; Eurotiomycetes; Onygenales; Onygenaceae. The transcript has 3 exons. Gene Ontology annotation, biological process: transmembrane transport.